Messenger RNA from Melanotaenia boesemani (Boeseman's rainbowfish), 5864 nucleotides. RefSeq lists its product as uncharacterized. Bases 255 to 2375 code for a protein of 706 amino acids. The record is from RefSeq and is a predicted model, not a curated record. The transcript is spliced from 11 exons. Lineage: Eukaryota; Metazoa; Chordata; Actinopteri; Atheriniformes; Melanotaeniidae.
CAGUGGCCGGUGUUUCCCGACACGAGUCGAGUGGCUCCGAGAGCGACCAGAGCCCGACAUAUUCUGAUCCGCUUCCAAAUGUUGAGCCCGAGUCGUGAAGUGCUGCUCUUGAGGGGGGCGAGGUUGAAAGGGAGAGAGACGGCGAGGGAGAAAACAGGCAACAUUCUCGUAGAUUUUCACUUUUGAAAAGCAUCCCGGCAUCUUCCCACAGCGGCGCAUCUCCGGCCGGUCGGGUGAAGACAAAAGAAUCGAACAUGACGAUGAGAGUCCAUGUGAUUGUACUUGGCUUUCUCAUCUCUGCAGCCAUUUCUGCCCCAGUGAAAGUUGAUGAGGAAACCGAGACACGUUUCCAUGGGGAGGAUUUCUACAUCCAAUUGUCCUCGAAUGUGGUGGAGGUCACAUUUAGGAACAGGUCCGACCCUCGGACACCUCUGACCUUGAUGAGGGAUGGCAAAGUGGUCAGCAGUCGGGCCAAACUGAACCAACACUUGGACUACCUCAUUAUAGAUUCUGUUGGUGAGGGAGAUGAAGGGGUGUACGCUCUGAAGACUCCAGGUGGUCUCAAGUCGAUAUCGCUGAUAGUCCGAGACUGCACAAUUGAGCAGCACAUCAAAUAUGGAGACAACUUCCAUAUUUCACUGCAGGGGGUGAAUCUUCCCAUCACCUUUGAGUACAGGCCCAUUGCAGUGGAGGCCAACCAGACAUCAAGACCAGCUUUUGUGCUGCUCACCGCUGCAGGGUCUUCCACGGAGCCCUACCAGGGUCGUAUCAGCGUCAGUAAGCAUUCUGUUAUCCUCAGUGCUGUGACAGGGGUUGAUGAGGGGAGCUAUACUGUCAGGGAUAACAAAGGAGUUAUCCAAAAGAAAGAGUGUCUAAACGUCAAAGAGCAUCAAAACUUUUUGUCCAUACCAUAUGGGAAAAGACUGAAGAUCAACCUGAUGCUCAACAGCUCUUCGGUGCAGCUUUACUACACCCCUGACUCUGAAUUAACAUCCCAUCUACUGCUGGAUAAGGGAGAAUUUACAAGUGCCCAAACGGAGCUGGGUUUGGAGGAUCGUCUUUCUUUGGAGGGUUCGUUGGUUUUUCUUGACCACGUCAAGGGUUCAGAUGCUGGCCUGUUUAGAAUUACAGACACUCAUGGAUUUACUGUGUCCACCAUCCACCUGAAAGUCCAACCCUACAAAUUGGAGUCACUCUAUGUAGCCAUCAUUGCCCUGUUGGGCCUGCUGGCUUUCCUUCUGCUGGUCUGCCUGCUAUCCUGCCUGAUCAAAGUGAAGAAGAGGGCCAAGAGGGCUGCUGCCCUGGAGAAGUUGGCUCAGAACGCUGGCAAAGAGGAUGAGGGAGAGGCCUUUAGACAGGUGGUAAAGAACAUCACCAAACUCAGUGAGGAAUCCAAGCACUCCCAAGCUGACAACACAGAGAAAUCUCAGAGCACUGAGGUGGAUAUUAAAGGUCUGGAAGUUUCCUCUAAAGAAGUUGGGGUUGGUAACCUAGAGACCAGUGACUCAGGUGUUGGCUUUAACACUGCUCUGCCACUGGACACUGACACUGAUGCCCCUGAUCAAAUCCUUGAUUCUGAAGCUGUCAGCAUCUCUGUCGCUCCUGAAAUUAAACCAAGUCCUCCAUCUGCUGCUGAGUCCAAGCCGAGUGCUCCACCAGCUUUGGAUAUUAAGCCCAGUACAGUAUCUGAAACUAAAGUCAGCCCACUCCCAGAGACCAAGAAAACUCCAGAACAGCCAAAGGAAGUAAAGUUGGAUUUGCCUAAACCAGCAGAUACUAAACUUAGCCCAGUCCCAAGCCCAGAUCCCAAGGCUGUUCUGAGUCCAGCUGAUCUAAAACCUGCAUCCAGUCCAAGCCCAGAGACCAGGCCUGGUUUGAGUCCAGCUGAUCUAAAACCUGCACCCAGUCCAAGUCCAGAGCCCAGGGCUGGUCUGAGUCCAGCUGAUCUAAAACCUGCACCCAGCCCAAGCCCAGAACCCAAGGCUGGUUUGAGUCCAGCUGAUCUUAAACCUGCACUCAGCCCAAGCCCAGAACCCAAGGCUGGUUUGAGUCCAGCUGGUCUAAAGCCUGCACUCAGUCCAAGCCCAGAACCUAAGCCAGUUGUCCCCACAACCACCACUCCAACACCUGAGAGCAAGAGUCUCCUAACCCCCACACCUGAGCCCCCUAAACCAACCACACCAGAACCUAUUACCAACGGCACUCCUGAACCAGGGCCAGAUUCCAAACAAAGCCCAGAUGAUGCAGAUAUUAUCGGAAGUUCCGCUCCAAAAGCAAUCCCCCCUAAAACCCCUGAGGUGGAGCUAAAAUCUAGCAGUAUUGUACCAGAGGCCAGCAAAGAUGACCCUGCGGCCAAAGAUUCCACCACCACCUGAGGGCUGCCCCUGCAAAAGCACGAAGGAAGCCCCACAGAUCUUCUCCAUCACCACCACUGCAGACAAUCGAACACUCCCUAGCAAAUAAUGAAGAAAAACCACAACAGCUGGGACAGAGAUGUCAGUUUAACUUGUCUAAAGCUUGAACCCACGUGAUAAUGGUAUCUCUACACACUAAAACGUCGGAGACUUUCUAAUUUAGAAACACUUAAAAUAAAAAACAUGGCUUUUGAUUGUUAACCAUUUUAGUUGUAUGCAACUUGCAGCCUUGUUCUUUGCAAAUCUCACAGUAAAACUGCCAAACUGCAAAUGAAAUCUUUUGCAGAGUUUACAACUAAAAUGUUAACUCCACUUAAAGAUGUUUUUUUUAACAAUGUCCAGAAAGGUUUACGACAUUUCAUGUAAUUACCAUAACAGAAUUCAAAAUUAGACUUGAACUAACUACUGUUUCCCAUUCAAAACCUCCUUGAGCAUGUGAAAAACCUCACAGAAGAAAUUGACUUUUCAACUGGUGUAAUUUUAACCCUGGUGAAAUUUGUGUAAUGGCAAAAAAUGAAGGAUUUCCAAAUCACAUUCAGUAUUGCUAUUGCUACUUUGUGCACAGCUGAAAUUUAGAUUUAUUUUAAAUGAGCUUUCUGUUUUUCAUUAAAGAGUUUUGCAUAAUUUUAACCUAGCAAAAAAUAGUAUUAGUAAUAACCCCACUAUUAAUAGAAUCUGAUUAAAAUUGAGUUUCAGACUCUCAAAGGAUAUUUCAGUUGAUUAAAAUGUGUUUUGCAGACAGCUUCAGAUCCCUCAAGUCUGGAUCAACAACUUCACAGCCUUUUGAACUGCGUUUCCUUGUGGCUCCAUUAAAAUCCCAGCACUAUUACAGUUUAAUAGGAAGCUCCUGCCUGGAGGGACUUCAGACCUAUGCUUCAGACACUUAAUAAGACCUCCCUGUUCUUGAUAUAUGUUGGGAUCUCCAAGUAUCAAAUACUUAAACUGUUUUACAAGUUUAAAUGGAUAGAUUUUUUUUGCUAGCUUAUGUCUUUGUUUUAAUAUACUUUCCUCUUCUUUUUCUACUAUUUCACCCAUGAUGUUCCUUAUUUUAACUUCAGUUUUUCUUAUCCUUUCUGGUUUCUUUUCAUCUAAAGAAUUUUGUUUUGUCAAUACUGACAAAGACUUUUUUCUUAUGUAACAUUGGGCAUCAGUGUCUAAACUUAGCAUUUUCACUGGCUUUGUUGUAACUCUACAGUAUGAGACCAUUAUCAAUGCCAUCACACAGUCUCUCCAUAGCUGGUUUAAAUGGAGUUAAUGUAUAAAUGUGCAGCUGUUUAAUCUUUAUCCUUGCAUGGUUCAGAGGAGGGGUGCAGAUACAUAUCUAUGUUACAGAAAAAGAUGCAUGUCUCUACCUCAUGUUUCAUGCACUAAAAAAAAAACAAAAAGAAUAAAACACUUUGGAUUUUUGAGAGAAGCACAAAACGACAGCCAUGAAAAUUCAAUCAAAUGAUCCGAAAAUUGUUGAAAGUCAUAAGUAGAUCCUCCAAAACGUGGCUUGAUAUUUCUUAUUAAUAAAUGACAGUGAGAUGUUGUGUCAGAAUCUUAAAAAGCCAUAAAACAUGAUAGGGUAUGUGAAGAUGUCAGAUUUGAUACUUUGACACUACAAUUACAAAAAAACAAAUAAAAAGCAGAUAAAUAUCAAGGUGCUUCAGUGUUAAAUGGACUAACAACAUUUUGGUGUAAAAUGUGUAAAACAUUGUAUAGGUCUCAUUUAAUGCCUGGAUCUGUGAGGGAGUCACUAACCAAUUUGUUCAGUACUGACAAAACUCCAUACAUAUGCAUAUACAUACAUACAUAUAUAUAUAUAUAUAUAUAUAUAUAUAUAUUACAAGAAAACCACAAACACACCUCAAAACUGUAAAUAUUGCAUGUGUAUGCCAGUUUAACCCCUUAAUGGCUGAAUGUUUUUAGUGUAUAAAACAAUUCUUGUAUCAUACUAAAUAAAAAAAAAAACUAAUUCAAAUUUCUCACCAACUUUAAAUUGAACGUCAAUGAUAAAUAAAUACAACACAACACGAUACAAAUACUAUAGCUUAUAUAUACUAAUGCUCACUAAUGUCUUGAACUAAUUUAGCAUCAAAUAUUGUAAAAAAAAAAAAAAGAAAGAAAAAAAAACCUGACAAUAUUAGCUCAUUUUUAUUCAGUUACCUGCUGAUGAUACUCAAAACAUAACAUAUCACUCACAAUAUUCACACAUUGUAUUGAAAUAUUUAGCUGACGUCACUUAAGCAUAAACUGCAGCAUGCCCAAGACAUCUGGACAACAGGCUUUCAUCGUCGAGAAGUCGUAUCCAUGUGUGUGACCAGAGGAGUGAUGUGUUAAGGUUGCUGUCACUGGGUGUCGAGGAUUUGUCUGUGAAGUCUGUGUGCCUACAGUGUGAUGUAUGUAUCCAUGAGUGUGAGUGAUAUAUGGCUGAGUGUGUGCCGAAUCAAUGCGCAGGCAAUUUGUACAGAAUGAAGCGUCUACUAUGUGUGUCCAUGUGUUGUAAGUUGUCCAUGUGCCUGCUUAAAUUGUCUCGCAACGUGGAGAAAUAAGCAAAGUGUUUUAGUCAUGAGUGUGAAUGUGUUGAAAACCACAAAACAAUGUAAGACAUUGAUAUUUAAGCAAGUCUAGUCUUUGUUUUAGUGCCUAAAAUGUAUAUUGGAUAGUUGGCCUGUAUACUGUCAAUAGCCACCUCCUAAUGGCACCUUUGUUUUAUGAAAUAAUAUUUUCACAGGCAUAUAACGCAGUUUGCACACCUGAACAUACACAAAAAUACCACCAACUGACCUAAGAUGUGCUUAUGUGAAGGAGUGUGUACAGAAGUGAUGAAAAAAAGGGAUAUUACUUGAUUAUAAGAAGCAUGCUAACUGUUGAAUGAGUCUUAUUUGUAAGAGAGAGUGUUUUCAUUAAUCAUAUCUAUAGCACAUUCAUUUACAGGAGUAUGUGAGUGAUUUCAUGAUAGCAGCAGAUGAAUUUUAAAGCUUUGUGUGGGUAACCGUCUGGGUUAUGCUGUUGUAAGCAAUUGACGAGAGGCGGCUAAAACACCAUCUCCAUGUACCACCACACUGUCAGGGAUUGUAAUAACAAAACAUCCAGAGAGAAUUAAGACUAAAGAAGCAGAGACUGAGUGGUGGGCAUGACAAGCCUUUUUCUUACACAUUACCAGCAUCACAAGGAAGGCUCAGUGUAACUAGAUUGGAUUUAUUAUAUCUUACAGAGGGAUUCUAGUUCUGUACCCACUUCUGAUCACCCACUAAUAGAAACCGCUACUGUUAACACCAGUGAAACUCCUUGCACUUUAUAAGUUGUCUGUGCCCUCUCUGAUUACUGCUGCUGUUGUGGCCCUGGCUGUGGUGUGACAUCCCACAUGGUUUCUAUGUACUCCCUUUUUUGCACAACACUUCACACAGAUGUUUUGUAAUGACAAAUUUUUUCUCUCUCUUUAUUUCAUGUCUAAAUGAAUACUAA